AAUGAGGAAGAAGAAAAAGAAAAAGAGAGGGUGAAGGAAGAGAAGAGAAGAGGAAGAUCAGCCCCCCCUAAAUCCUAAUUCUAGAUUCGCCACUGCUGCCACCACCUGUCAUGCCCCAUGCCGGCCACCGCAGCAACACCGCGCCGUCGCCGCCCCAAGAAGUUUCUCUACAAGCCGAAGCCCCCGCCGGAGCCGCACCCCUUCCUCCUCCGCCUCAAGUCCCUCCCUUCCCCGAUCGCCGCCGCGGCCGCGCUCCUCUCCGCGCCGCGGCACCUCCACGACUACCCUUUCGCCGCGUGCGUGCUCUACCGCCUCGCGCGCGCGCGCCUCUUCCCGCUCGUCCUGCCGCUCCUCGCAUCGCUCCGGUCCCUCCGCGUCCCACUGCAGCCCACCGCCUUCGCCGCCCUCAUCGAACACCUCGGCGCCGCGUCCCGCCCGGACGCCGCACUCCUCGUCUUCCGCGCCGUCCCGGCCUUCUGCUCCCACUCCAACACCACGUUCCACGCCCUCCUCCACUCCCUCGUCUGCAACGGCCGCGUCGACGCCGCGCGGGACAUGCUCCCGCAGGCCCCUAAGCUCGGCGUCCGGACCAACGCCGUGUCCUACAACAUCAUCCUCAAUGGAGUCUGCCACCGGGACGGCUUCUCGGGCGCCCGCGCGGUGCUCGAGGAAAUGCUCGCCCGCGGCGUGCGGCCGACGGUGGUGACGUUCAACACGCUGGUGGGCUCGGCGUGCCGCGAAGGGGAAUUGGCCGCGGCGGAGCGGCUCGUGGACGAGAUGGCACGCAGGGGCGUCACCCCGAACGCCGUCACUUACGCCCUGUUGAUGCAGGGGCUCUGCGAUGUCGGGCGGUACGACGAGGCCAAGAAGCUGAUGUUCGACAUGGAGUACCGGGACUGCCAGCCCGAGGCGGCGAACUACGGCGUGCUUAUGAGCGCGUGCGUGUUGCGCGGCGACGCCGAGGGCGUCAAGCGACUCAUCUCCAACAUGCGCAAGCGGAAGCUGAAGCCCGACGACGCGAGCUACAACGUCCUGAUCUGGUGCCUGUGCGACGCCGGCAGGGUCGACGAGGCGCACAGGGCGCUGGUCGAGAUGCAGCUCAAGGACGGCGCCGUGCCGAGCGCAGCCACAUACCGCGUCCUCCUCGACGGCUGCUGCGAAGCGCGCAACUUCGAGCUGGGCCUGCGGGUUUUCAACGCGAUGCUGGCGAGCGGCCAUUGUCCGCUGGCGCGCGCGUUCCGGCACCUGGUGAGAGGGCUCGGCGAGGACGGGAAGGGGGAGGAGGCAUGCUUCGUCUUGGAACAGAUGGCGCUGAGGGGGCUGCGGCUGGAUGCAGAAGGGUGACAGUCCGUUGCUGCAUGUGUUUGCAGCAGCAGCACAAGUGAGAUGAAGCUCAUCGACGACUUGGUGUCAUCAGCUUGAUACAUAGUUCGAGUGAUAAUUUUCAGAUAGCAAGAUGUAUCAAAAAUUCUUCUUUUUCUGUUUAUGUUUCUUGUUUUGCAGUAGUAUUAGCUGAGCCUCCACUGAUGACUUUUUUUUUCUUCUUCUCGCACAUGGAAAAUAUAUAAUUCAUGUAAUGGAUCAUUGCACCUUUUUACGCCAGUUGGAACGGGAAAUUUUGUUAAUUACCAAA
Panicum virgatum (switchgrass) is the source of this 1633-nucleotide messenger RNA. RefSeq names its product pentatricopeptide repeat-containing protein At1g07740, mitochondrial-like. NCBI's taxonomy places the organism in Eukaryota, Viridiplantae, Streptophyta, Magnoliopsida, Poales, Poaceae. The transcript has a single exon. The coding region runs from base 118 to 1344 and encodes 408 amino acids. Gene Ontology annotation, molecular function: protein binding. The record is from RefSeq and is a predicted model, not a curated record.